This is a messenger RNA of Zophobas morio, 1911 nucleotides long. RefSeq names its product protein maelstrom (gene mael). The coding region runs from base 461 to 1795 and encodes 444 amino acids. Gene Ontology annotation, molecular function: sequence-specific DNA binding. Gene Ontology annotation, cellular component: P granule; nucleus. The record is from RefSeq and is a predicted model, not a curated record. Gene Ontology annotation, biological process: regulation of miRNA-mediated gene silencing; spermatogenesis; negative regulation of DNA-templated transcription. NCBI's taxonomy places the organism in Eukaryota, Metazoa, Arthropoda, Insecta, Coleoptera, Tenebrionidae. The transcript has 10 exons.
GCCAGUAAAAGUUCGUAUAAAUGACGAAAAAUUACGCAAUUUGCUGAAGUGUCGCGAAACAAUUGCAGCUGAAGCCAUGUUUGCAGGUUAAAUUGAUUUAAAUUGGGGUUAGAUGAAUGUGACAGCAAAUUUUGUAAAAUUUGACAGUUAUAUAACAACAAGCAAUGUCUCCAACCAUAAAACAGAUAAACUGAUUUCCGAAUUUACGAUUGUUCCAAUUUAGUAACUUUUGGUGUCUUUAACCUUCAACGCACUCUUAAUUUCACGUGUUGGCAGCCGUUGGAGGAAAACGAAGCACAGAAACGAAGUGGAAACGAAGCUAUUCGCUGACUUGAAAAACUUUUUUGCGUACUUUUUUUCAGCCCUUAUCAGACCGCUGUUAAAUGUGCUUGUUGUUUUUUGAAAAAUAAUUUUUAAUUAUAAGUUUUAACGUGUAGUGUGGUUGUAUUAAAAAAGUAAAAUGCCCCCAAAAAAAAGUAAGAAACCAAGCAGGAAUGGUUAUUGGGAGUUUGUUCUGGAAUGCAGGGACAAACAACCCAAUAAACAUAUGAACAUGCAGGAAUUACAGACAUACGCUAGUAGGAAGUGGUCGAAUUUAUCAAAAGAAGAACGCCAACCCUAUGAAGCACGCGCUCAAGUAGCUAGAGACACAUACCAACCCACCAAACUUACAACUGAUGGAUUAGAGAUUGAGGAAGUUGAAAGAAAAGAAAAAGAACAGGUUGGUAAAAUACAAGACAUGAAAAAUGAUAUCACCAGAACCCUGAAGGCUGCAAGUUUUGCUAUGAAUCUAGAUGAGCACAUGUUUUUAAUAAUUCACAUAAACCAUUUGACUCAUUAUCCUAAUGAAGAUAGAUUUUUUAUCUGUGAGAUCGCCAUUGCAGCAUUAAACCUAAAGAAUGGAAUAGAAGAAGUUUACCAUAGCAUCGUAAAACCUGGAAAACUUCCUCUCGGAUUUUAUGGAGGCGCACUAGCUCACUCCAAAGAAACCCAUCAAUUAAUUGAUCUUGCUCAAGAAGAUCCAUGUCAAGACAAUACCCAAGAGGUUUUCGGGGAGGUCACACAAUUUCUGAAAAAGUAUCGGAAUAACCACAGUCCAUUAAUUGUGUAUGCAGAUGACAAAACUUUUGACAUGACGACGAAUGUAAUAAAUAAUUUCCGCGACGAUUUUCGAUUUGAUGAAGAGAUUAAAGUGUACAACCUUCAAUACAUGUUUUUUGCAUUAAGAAAUGCAGUGGCUGGGAAAACUGUGUGGCAGACCGAAACUUUCGCUUUUAGUGAACUAGAAAAGGACGUAUACAGUUACACUCCAAAUAUCGCCUGUGCUUUUCACGAAAUGUCAGAUAUCUCUAUUUACUGUAGUAAAUCGUUUGUUACAAGAUACUGUUACACAAUAUGCGAUCACUGUUGUGCAGAGCUGAGAAUUCAACUCGUACCUGGUUUCCAUGUACCUAAUAAGAGUAGGGUCGUUACUGAAUCUAGAAGCGCAUCAAAGGAUCCGUCAGUUUAUAGCAAUGAUGAUUCUCGAAGUGCCCAUAGCGCAAGAGUCAACAAUUCACUUAGUUCCACCUCAUAUGACGAUGAUUACCCUGCACUAGCAAGCAAAUCUAGCGCUUCAUCUGUAGUUAGUUUUUCCUCUAUGAAAACUGUAAAGAGUGCGUCUACCCCAAAAAAGACUGCUGCAAGACUAGAACAAUCAUUUAAAGCCCUGUCUUUGAAGGAAGCGGCAAAGCGUGACCAUGGAGAUUUAGCUUUUCCAAAGCACGGGACAACCAGAAAUCGCAAUAAUUUUUGAAAUUUAAACAUGUUUGAAUUUUUUACUUACUGCAGAGUUUAUAGGAAUACGUUUUGGUUACCAUUCAUGUUAAUUUGUAACUUGUUAAAUAACGAGAUUAAAUGAAUAUUUUAAUA